Molecule: messenger RNA, 511 nt
Organism: Prunus dulcis (almond)
Lineage: Eukaryota; Viridiplantae; Streptophyta; Magnoliopsida; Rosales; Rosaceae
Exons: 2
Coding region: 31-414 (127 amino acids)
Source: RefSeq, a predicted model, not a curated record
GCCAACCCCUCCACUCCAACAGAACCAAACAUGUCUAAAUCCAGCACCAUUGCCAACAGAGAUGCUGCAAAAAUGGCUGCAUAUGCUCCCGUGGAAAUAGGCACCAGAGGCACUGUUGGAUCCCUCAUAAUGAAAGAAAUUGAGCACUUCAGCCACCUCGAAUUAAGCAGCAGAUGUAGCUCACACAAGCCUCAGCCACAAUUUAAAGGCAUGGUUUCCUCUGGCAGUCAUUUGAGACCCGCUUGUGAAUCAGUGGUAAAAACACAAAAGAAGAAAAAAAGAGGCACUAGGAUCCUACCAAGCAUAUGUUCUAAGGUGGAAGUUUCAGACAGCAAUCGACCAAUUGGGAUUUCUGUAUACAGUUACAGGAAUCUAAGAUCUGAUGUGAAGAAAUUACCAGCUUUUUCGGAGUAGUAGCACCACAGGGAACAGAAACAGAAGCUGUUUGAUGUUUACUUCUGGAAGAUGCAGGCGUCGGAGGUGCAACUUUGAUGGACUCUAAUUCUCUUGU